GACCUGGCGGGCUUCGUCGAGAUGCGCAGGCACGUCAAGAGGCUGCAGGCCGGCUCCCCGCUGCUCCUGCGCGUCGCCCCGGGGCCAGGCGGCUCUUCGGGCGACGCGGGCCUGGACAUCUGCAAGUUCUGGGUGACGAAGGACCUGCUGAGCCUGAAGUGGCAGGAGCAGGAGGGCACUGGCAAGGUCUGCGAGGUUCCUCUGAGCGCCAUCACCGACGUGGUGGAGGCGGCGCCGGAGGGCCAGGAGGCCGACCCAGACCACUACGCCAUCUCGGUCGCGCUGCGGCCAGGCACCGCCCCCGGCGCGAUGGACCUGAUGUGCGCGUCCCCAGAGGAUUUCGAGUCAUGGCGCGACGGGCUGAAGUUUCUCAUCGGCUCGACCGGCUCGCAGACCUCGUCGCCCCAGGCCCGGAGCCCGCAGGGCGCCGCCGCCGCCGCCGCGGCGGGGUCCAGGAGCUCGCGCUGCCAGGAGCUGGAGCGGGAGCUCCAGAAGCAGCUCGAGGUCAGCAUGGACCUGCAGAGGGAGAACCAGCAGCUUCGCGAGGCGGCCUCGCAGAAGGACGCAGCGAUCGUUCAGCUGGUGACCGAUCUCCAGGCCAAGUCUUCGAGCACCGACCGCUGCAACAAGACAGAGUCGACGUCGCACGAGAGCGACAACCACCUUCGCGACCGCGAGGUGGCAAUCUUGCAGCGCAAGAACGGGCGCCUCCGGAAGGAGUUGCACGCCAAGCAGCGAACCAUUUCCGAUCUGCUCAAACUGGUCGGAAAGGUGACCGCGCAGCAGGGGGCGGAGAGCUCCGCCGCGGAGGGCGCCGAGGAGGAUGAGACCGAGGAUGCCGAAGAUGCAGAAGAUGUGGAUGAUGAGAGGCAGUCGAGCGUUCCAUCGCCGACAGCUAUGUCAUUCAGGUCAGCUGGCCAGAAGGGCGCACGGACGCCCACCGGGCGGCCAGCGCCGCCGCCGAGCCGCGGCCUGGGCGGCGCCGCCGCCGUGCAGUUCGCCCCGAUGCCACGCGGGCGCCGCCGGGCAGCAACGGCAGCGCCGCCCUCGCAUCCGCCUUGCUCGCCACCGAUGCGGCGGCGGGGUCGCCGGCCCGCGGCGCUGCCUCGUCCGUCCCAGCGGCGGGAGGCGGCAGCGCCGCGGCCCUGGCCGCCUUGUCGCGGCAGCUGGAGCUGCUGGAGGAGAAGAAGCGACUGGUGGAGCGCCUCGCCGAGGGGCUGGAGGUCGCCUCCGAAGAGGACGAGGAGUGACGCUGUGCUUUCGCCCCUGAGGCGCGCCGCGGGUGAGGCUCCCGCGUCCUGCCUCAAGAGUGCACAACGGGGACCUGGCGGCCCGCUCGGAACGGAGAGAGACACAUGCCUCCUCGCUACGAUUGGUGCGAACUGA
Molecule: messenger RNA, 1386 nt
Organism: Prorocentrum cordatum
Lineage: Eukaryota; Dinophyceae; Prorocentrales; Prorocentraceae
Source: the annotation of a GenBank genome assembly